GGUGGCCCUUCUGUUAUCCAUCCUAGAGGUUUAUUAUUUUCAAGAUUCGGGUGGGGAAGCCAUCAGCCACGCGACGGCGUUUUUAAAAAACAUAAAUUUGAGAUUCGCCGCCCACGGUGGAUGGCCCGGUCACUCGUGAGUCCCACGCCACCGUCAGAUUUUAAUUUUCCUUCCCCCCACCCCCAGGAAAUGCCUGCUUUAUUUUUAAACCAGGGAAAGGCUUAGGGUGUUGUGGAGAAAGGGAGACGCCGAAGACCGAGCAACUCAGACGGAGGGGAUGCAUUUAGGGGCCUGUGAUAUUCGGGACAUAAAUUUGGGGGUUUCGGAUGAGAAAGGGGCUGUGUUUCUGUUGUGGAAUAGUGAAGUCAAAGAAGAUGUUAAAAAUUUCCUUGUAAAAUCAGCUGCGGAAAGUAGGUUGGUCUUAUUAUAAAAUAACCCCUAUGAUUCAGGAUUAUUUUUAAAUCUGUGGGAAGACGGACAACUCAAGAGCAACAUUUAGAGAGGAAAGGGUCACGAUCAUUUAGCCUGGUUUGGCACAUUUUCCGAUCCUCUCGAGAGUUGUCCCUUCACGUCUUAAAAUCUGGGAAUGUAAUAGGGGUAGAGUUUUUCUUUUUGACCGGUUCCAUCCUGCUAGGGCCUCGUUCGCUGGACAAACCCUGCAUUCGAGGGCCAUCCCGGGGCUGAGAGAAAUACGGUUUCUCCAGCUGGCAAGACGGGAGCCGAAGGGCGGAAGUGAGCGGGGGAGCGGAUUUGGGCUAGCCAUUAAGUGAAACGUGGUGAAGCCUUGUAGAGCAAGCUGAGCGACGCCUGAUCCACGGCAGGAUGGGAGGAGCUCAACCUGGGCCGCAGCUCCCCCCGAUGUCUUCAGGUGUCGGCCUCCCGAGGCCCUGCUCUGUGGGUUCUCCCUGAGGGUGGCUAUCUUAGAACUGGGAGCUGAAGAUGUGGGACGGAACGCCGGCCCUCCUGGAGCCGGGAAAUGUCGGCAGCGGCACUACUACGGCCACCGCCCCCUCUAGCGACAGCAGGCGCCUCGGCUCUUGCUUCCGGGGUGCCAACGGCACCGAGGAGCACAAGGGCGACAUCGCCUCGCCGUGGUUCUCCACCGUCUUUGGGAUCAUCGGCCUUGGUUCCAACCUCUUCGCCCUCUGCGUGCUGGUCAGCGCCUCCCGGAGAAUGCACAGCCGCUCCCGUUCCUCCUUCCUGGUCUUCCUCUGUGGCCUGGUGGCCACCGACUUCAUGGGGCUGCUGGUGACCUUCUCGGUGGUGGUCCCCUACCACUUCCUCCGCUUCGACUGGCGGCGCGUCGACCCCGGGUGCCACCUCUGCGGCUUCAUGGGCUUCGCCAUGGUCUUCUUCGGCCAGUGCCCAUUGCUCCUGAGCGCCACCAUGGCCGGGGAGCGCUUCCUGGGCAUUUACCGACCCUUCUCCCACUCCAUCAGCAUGUCCAAGCGCCGAGCGUGGACCCUGGUGUCUGCGGUGUGGGCCGUAGGCUUCUGCCUCGCCCUCCUCCCCUUUCUCGGCCUGGGCGAAUACACCUUGCAAUAUCCUAACUCCUGGUGUUUCCUCACCUUGCUUCACGAUCCACGGAACGUGGCCUUCAGCCUGCUCUUCGCCCUGCUGGGCAUGUUCUGCGUGGGCCUCUCUUUCCUGCUCAACACCAUCAGUGUGGUGGCCCUCUGCCGGCUCUACCACGAUGCCGAAUCUGUCCAGCGCCGGCGGGACAGUGAGGUAGAGAUGAUGGUCCAGCUGGUGGGCAUCAUGUUGGUGGCCAGUGUCUGCUGGCUCCCCCUGCUGAUCCUCAUCGCCCAGACGGUUCUUCAGGACGCUCCAAGCGGGUUGGCCCCCAACGAGAUUUCCCGGGAAACGGAGAAGAAGCUGCUUAUCUGCCUGCGGGCCGCGACGUGGAACCAGAUCCUUGACCCCUGGGUUUACAUCCUGUUCCGUCGGGCGGUCCUGAGGCGCAUCUAUCCCAGCUUUAAGCCAAGACCCUCCAUCAUCUCUCUGUACCCCAUGAUCAACCCUUCACUGCGCCGGAAAUUCACCCAGGAGUCUGUGCUGCAGUAGAAAAUGCCCGUGUUUGCUUUGGUUUGGUUUGGUUUAGUUUUCCAUGCAUGGGGUGACGAGCGAGGGAUAGGAAGGGCUAGUGGUUAGAGCAACGGGGGCCGCAGCUUGGCUUUGUCGUACCACUCACUGCUUUAAGCCGGAGAUUGGAACCAGGUGCAAGGUGCGGGGGAGAAACCUUUGUGUGAAGAUUUGUGCAAGUUUUAUCCCAUGUCCAAGCUCGGGAAAGUUAGUUUAUGGACUACAAAACCCAGAAUCCCCCUUCCCACCUAUGCUAGCACUGGGCCUUGCCCGUGAUCCUGCAUGUCAAGGGGCAGCCGCAGACUCCAGUUUCAAGAAUGCGGAGAGUCCAUGCCAGGAUUCAGCCUGAGCGCUGUAGGAACUGUCUAGGGUGCUGAAACCAAACCUCAAAUUGACCUCCAGGACUUGGAUAACUCUUGUGACACAGCAAUGGAAAAUGCGAAAUGGAUUAAUGGACCCUCUGGAACUGGAGUCCCCGGCUUCCCCCAAACCCUGCAUGAGCUGUUUAUGACGUCUCAACCGAUCCUGUCAGAGAACGGAUCUGUUUUAUUGAGAACCCACAAUGCUGGACGAGGUUUAUUCCGAUGUACGCGGAAAAUGUAUGCAUGAUCGUUGUGUUAAUAAAUCGGGAGGGUGUCGUG
Pogona vitticeps (central bearded dragon) is the source of this 2723-nucleotide messenger RNA. Lineage: Eukaryota; Metazoa; Chordata; Lepidosauria; Squamata; Agamidae. The record is from RefSeq and is a predicted model, not a curated record.